Messenger RNA from Closterium sp. Naga37s-1, 816 nucleotides. The record is from the annotation of a GenBank genome assembly. NCBI's taxonomy places the organism in Eukaryota, Viridiplantae, Streptophyta, Zygnematophyceae, Desmidiales, Closteriaceae.
AUGGCCGCGCAUAGCUCGUCCGACUUCCUUCAAGGGGCCCUCGCCCUCGCCUGUACGCUCCCCGCUCCCUGCAGCGCGCAUUACUCCGCCUCCGCGCCCACCCUCUCCGCGGAUUCCGCCGUCCUCCCCGCCUCCGCGCUCCCCUUCUCCCCCCUCUCUCACUCCCUCCUCCGCAUGAGCGCAACCACCAAGCCGCUCGCGCUCCGCGCCACCUCCCCCUCCCCGCUCCGCGACCUCCAGCAAAUCACCGAGCGCCACGUGGCACUCGCGCGCCAGUUCGCGCUGGGAUUCGCUCAGGAGGUGGCGGAAUCCGCACUCGACCACCUUGCUGACGUGUACUAUGCGCUGAUGCUGGUGGGGGAGCGGCUCCGCCUCCCCCUGCUUGGUUCCCCCUCCGCCUCCCCUUCCGCGGAACCCCUUCACCUGCUCAUGAAACAAUCGAACGCCCCCUUCGCAGCCAUAAUUCCCGGCGAUACUGUAGCGGAGCUGGUCGUCACACAGGGAAUCUACAGCUUCCUUAACCUCACCAUCUGCGACCCCUACCUGAACAUUUUCCGAGGGUUAAUUCCCCCAAUCGGGGGCACCCUCGAUCUAUCCCCGAUUCUGGCCUUCGUGGUGCUCAGCGCGUUCACCAACGCGUCUGCCGCCCUGCCCGCGGAAAUGCCCGAGGGUGAGGCUCCCGGGGGGGAGGGUGAGGCGGGGGGAAGGGGCGGAAUGCUGGGCGGCAGGCGCAGGCGUCCUGUGAGGCUGACGCGGGAGCAGAGGGAGAAGAUGCGCGCAGCGUCGAGAGCAGCUGAGCAGGGGCAGGAGGCGUAG